Messenger RNA from Pichia membranifaciens NRRL Y-2026, 501 nucleotides. RefSeq lists its product as hypothetical. Lineage: Eukaryota; Fungi; Ascomycota; Pichiomycetes; Pichiales; Pichiaceae. The record is from RefSeq and is a predicted model, not a curated record. The transcript has a single exon. Gene Ontology annotation, biological process: RNA splicing. Gene Ontology annotation, cellular component: exon-exon junction complex; nucleus. Bases 1 to 501 code for a protein of 166 amino acids.
AUGCCAGAGUCUUUUGAUAUAGACCCGCUGCAGCUCGAUACGGAAUUUUAUUUGCGGUUCUACACAGGAGGAUACCGAGAUACAGGCUACGGACAUGAGUUCCUAGAGUUCGACAUCCGGCACAAUCCAGGAGACAACUACGCCACGCUGAGGUACGCCAAUCAAUCGCACUACAGGGAUGAAGAGCUGAUCCGCAAACAGGUUUGCGUCUCAAUGCUGGUGCUGGAGACAAUCAAGACGAUUGUGAGAGAGAGCCAGAUAUUGUUGGAGUCAGAUCUGGACUGGCCUGACCCGCUCAAAGAGUCGAAACAAGAGCUGGAAGUGAGGUCCGGUCGCAACAUCAAGAGGUUCAAGACCAAAAACAUUUCCUCGCUUGUGUCGAUCAAGUCGCAGAAAGAUUCACAGGGGCUUUCUGUAUUCUACUACCUUGUUCAGGACUUGAAGGUGUUUGUGUUCUCUCUGAUAUCACUCCACUUCAAGAUCAAUCCUUUGCAGAUAUAG